Molecule: messenger RNA, 2184 nt
Organism: Diaporthe citri
Lineage: Eukaryota; Fungi; Ascomycota; Sordariomycetes; Diaporthales; Diaporthaceae
Exons: 5
Coding region: 1-2184 (727 amino acids)
Biological process (GO): chromatin remodeling
Cellular component (GO): RSC-type complex
Molecular function (GO): protein binding
Source: RefSeq, a predicted model, not a curated record
AUGGAGACCAAGCGCAAGGCAAGCGCCGCUGGCCGAGGAGGCGGCGCCGACGGUGGUGAGCCCGCAGCGAAGAGGCGCAAGUUACCUUCGGACUUCCCAGAUCUGGCAAAGCACGAAUCCCCCGAGUCCACCACCGCCUACGGCCUGGCUUUUCUCGAAGCAAUACGAAAGACGGCCGACAAACAUGGACGAGGAGUCGCGGGCUACUUCGAGAAGCUCUUGCCCAGGGAGGGCAAUGAGGACUAUUACCGGAGGAUCCACAUGCCAGUGUCACUCCGGGUGAUCGAGCGCAGACUGUACCGGCACGAGCUGGCGAACAUGACACAGUUGGAAAGCUGGAUGAAGCGCAUGGUCAACAAUGCAAAGGAAUUCUACUCGCGUGGCUCACAGACUUACGAAGACGCCGAACGCGUGAGGAAAGCCACCAGCAACUACAUGGUCAAGACGAACCCGGCGUACAAGAAAAUUACAAACUACGCCGCGACCCCAGCCCCGGCCCCUCCGGACUGGGACGUCGAUGCCGAGAUUACAGCAGAGGACAUGCCCUCCGAACUGGCGGCCAGCGACGUGGCCUCUCGACCCCCGCGGCCACUACAACCUCAGCACCCUUCGGGCGAGGAGGAUGCCGAGGGCGAAGAUGAGGAAAUGCCCGACGCCGAUGCUGAAGGCGAGGCCGAUGACGGCGAGGCCGCUGAAGGCGACGCAGACAUCAGCCGGGGAUCCAACACUCGGAUAGUGCUCAAGAGGCGCGGAGCACGCUCGAACGAGACAGAAGGCACGCCGGACGCGCGAUCGACAAGCGAAAACAAGGGCGGCGCACAGUUUUCGGAGGUGCCCUACCAGGGUCUCAGCUUCCAGCAGGCUCAGGAGAAGCUGGUGGACGAGUUAUCGACGCGCCAGGAAGAAGAUGAUGAAUGGCCAUACUUUGAGCCCUUCAUAAACUUGCCCCCCAAGUCAUUGAAAGACUACUACCAACUCAUCGACGAGCCAAUGUCCCUGAAGAAGCUCUGGCGGGCCAUCAAAGGCAUGGUUGGUAGAGCUGGAGCAACAGGAGUCAGCGAGUUCAAGAGUUGGGCGGCUCUAGAAGAAAAGGCGAGUUUGCUCUGGAGCAACGCGUUCUACUACAACGAGGAAGGCAGUGAGAUCUUCGAGCUGGCCAAAGAGCUCAAAGUAAGCCAGAAUACCACAGCCCACCCCAUGGAUGCCGCCGGCGGAUCUAACACUUCUCAGGACGCCUUCUACGAGCAGCUCAAUGAGGCCAAGGGAUGCGUAGAGGAACCGCCUCAACCUAAGAUCAUCUUGAGAGCGCCCUCAGCGCAGACGCCGCAGGCCCAGUCUGGGCGACCCAAACGAAUCACUAUCCACGUCGGCGGCGGCAGAGAGGGCUCACAGGGAUCCCCGGCGCCACAGGCGUCUCAUCCCGGCCCAGCCCAGGGGACUGUCGAGGGAGCUGUCAAUGGAGCUACCACACGGCCGGCUCCCGUCAACCCAGCGGCGGCGAACCUGACCCAGGUCCCUGGGCCCGGUACACCAUCUGCGGUGAUGAAGCGAGAGGACUCCAACAGGGCAUCUCCGACUGUUCCACCCCCGAUGAACAACGGCUACAGCUCAAGUGCCUUCCGGCCUGUGAUGCUACCCCCGGUCAGCGGCCUGGGCCAGCCUGCGCCUCAGCAUGGCCCACCCAACGGACACGUGCCCGGACAACAGCAACAAGCGGCUGCAUUGUACGACUUCACAUUCCGGUGUGCGGGAGUGGGUCUGUCGGAGGCAAGCCUGGCCAACCUGUGUUUACGCACGCCACCAGACAACGGCGCGGACAAGCAGUUUGUUUUUAACGUGCCUCCCCAUCCGAAAUUAUUGCAGCAGUCUUUCACGGUUAAUCUAGCCGCCAACCAGUGGAAGCUGCAGAUCGUGCCACGCGUGUCGCCGGUUCUCGAGCAGCAGCAACGCCCGUACAAGCUCUACGUGGUCGUCAAUGGACAGACUCUCGCUCGCGGAGUUCCAACCCCGCGAGACACGAUCCAGAAUGGAGAACUCCUGUACGAUGCACAGCUCCACCAAGGCGUCAACACCGUUGUGCUACAAAUGAUUGCCGCGCUGCCGAAAGGUCAGAAGCUGCCCAACGGCUCCGACGCGGUGCUUGAGAAGAUUACUAUCCUUGCGAACGUUAUGAAGCAGUACUAG